Molecule: messenger RNA, 552 nt
Organism: Plasmodium vivax (malaria parasite P. vivax)
Lineage: Eukaryota; Apicomplexa; Aconoidasida; Haemosporida; Plasmodiidae
Product: mitochondrial import inner membrane translocase subunit, putative
Exons: 1
Coding region: 1-552 (183 amino acids)
Biological process (GO): protein insertion into mitochondrial inner membrane
Cellular component (GO): TIM22 mitochondrial import inner membrane insertion complex
Molecular function (GO): transmembrane protein transporter activity
Source: RefSeq, a predicted model, not a curated record
AUGAAUUUAAACAACAACGACAAUGAUGGCAAUUACCAAAACAGACGCAACAAUAACAUUUUGCUGAAUGACAAAUACAUAAAUUUUAAAAUUUUUAAAAAGGGAGAAGAACUAACUGAUCAGGAGAAAAUAUUUUUAAAAGUUCACACAUACUUAAAUGAGGGAAUUAUCCCCAAGUGUAUCGGAAUGGGCAUUGGUGGAGGAUUUGUGGGUGUUUUAAUUGGCGCCUUUUUUUUUAGUAUGCAACCAACCAAUAUAGAUUACAAUUUAAGUUACAAGGAACAACUGAAGGAACAGUUUCAUUUGUUUAAACAGUCUAUAAAAAGCUCUUGUUUCAAUUUUGCAAAAAUAGGAUUUUUAUUCUCUUUUUAUGAAAAUUCUUUACAAAAAAUUAGAGCAGCAAAUGACAUAACGAAUACGCUAUAUUCUGGCUGCUUAACAGGAGCCACUAUUUCGUACAAAAAAGGGUUACCUUCCAUGCUUGGAGGGUGUGCCAGUUUUGCAGCCUUUUCUGCCGUUAUUGAAAAAUUGCAAAGGUCCCAAAAGUUUUGA